CUUCAUGAUUGAAUUCGCCACCCUUUCAGUGAAUGUUGGAUGGAAAUGUUACAGGAUAGAAUUGUCCCUCUUUGAAUUAGAUCCGUAUCAGGCACUUCCACUGUCUGAAUACUAUGUUGUGUAUUUUAAUAGCCCACACUCACAUUUGUGAGAGUUGAAUUUGAAUCCUCUUCAGCCAAGUCUUCUCACUGAGUCGCAUGCGCGCACUGUCUAUCUGAUGACAUAACGUGAUAAAGUACCGGAGUGAGAGCCAGCUGGUGUGAACCGGGGUACCUCGAAGCCUUCUGUGGGUGUGGGUGGUGUUCUCACCUCGCAGCCAAACAGCCAUAUUUCUCUGCGCCGGAGGCACGCAUGUGGCAGUACAACAGAGCCGAAGGUAAUUGCCUGCCUGCCUUCCGGCUUGAACAGUGCCAGAGUGCAGGCUGGUCGCGAUCCAACUCGGGGAGCAGAGUCAGUGUGCUCCUAGAGGCUGCUGACUGUGAGACAGCGGAGUUCGGCAACUGGCUGAUCUGUGUCGCUGAAAACAACUGGGAGAGUACAAUGACGCACCUGAAUUUACACUUGCGCGACUUUUGGACGGUCGACUCGACAUCUUUUGAGUGAGUGUUCAGUGACGGACUGCCAUGACAUUUAGGCUACGCAUGCUGCAUUUUCCGCAGUAGACUGAGUAGCAUUAUAUGCUGUUUUAUGCUGUUUUUUUUUUACAACUAUGCUUGAAGUGAGUAGCCAAUUGCUUUCAUUAUCGCCACACACACCUCUAUUCUAUUUCAUUUUCAGGUGAGUCACAUUGGAAUGAACAAUCACUGCUGUCAACUUGGAUAGUUGCCUGCCUGUCCGUCCCAAUGAGAAUUCAGUACUUCCGGAGUGAAAAAUGCCGUGUCUGUCCACAGAGAGCUGGACUGAGGUGCAGGUGGGCUGUCGUAUGAAAUAGGAGAAGGACUUGGUGGCCACACACAUCCAAUUCAGUUGUUACACACACACACACUGUCGCUCGGAGUGGCGAGACGCAGAUGUGCACUCCACGGACACCCAACUCGGCACUCAACUUUUUCUCUGUGCGUGGAUCUAUUGAACAUAUAUUUUCUCUUCAAUGAGCUUGUGAACAAACGGAGGAUAGAUGUUAUUUCGUGGGCUAAUAUAUUUUUCCAAAUAGCCUCAGAGGACCAGGGUUGGAAUAAGUAUACCCAAUUGUGUUUGAGACACCUGCGUUGAUUAGCCUCGCUUGGGAUUUCUCUAAUAUGGAUUAUGUGCGUAAUGUGGCUCAAAUAGCAGAGAAUGGAUAUUGUUUGUCGGUAAGGAUUUGAAUCGCCCAGUAGAGGAUUGAGGAGAAGGGCAGCCUGACGAUGCCGGACGCGUCUCGGGACGUGCCGGUGCAUUCCUCUCCAGCAGUGGCAGCGAACGCCGAGGGAGACGAGAUAGAAGUGCUGGAGAGUAUCGAUGUCCUUCCCGUGGCCCCAGAGGACCAAUGGAAAUCUCUGUUCGACAAGUUCGACUCCGAGAGUUCAGGCUUCAUCAGUACAGAGCGGUUCAGAGACCUGCUGGCGGCCCACGGCUCGGAGCUGGACCCUCACAAGCUGGAGGUUCUAUUGGCCCUCGCCGACGGCAACGCGGACGGAAAGAUCUGCUACCAGGACUUUGUCAACCUGAUGUCCAACAAGCGCAGCAAUAGCUUCCGGCGGGCCAUCCUCCAGGGGGGUCGUCAGUUGAAGGGGGCCGGGGCCCUGGGGGAGGAGGUGGGUCUGGGUCUGUCCCAGAGGCUGGUGAGGCACAUCGCCUAUGAGACCCUGCCCCGGGAGAUCGACAGGAAGUGGUACUUCGACAGCUACACCUGCUGCCCACCACCCUGGCUCAUCCUGGCGAUCACCAUCGCUGAGGUGGCAGUGUUCAUGUACUAUGGCCUGCAGUUGGACCGCUGGGUGCUGCAGGUGUCCAGUCCCCACUUCCUGAGGGGCCCACUGCCCUACCACCCCCAGCUACGGAUUCAGGCCUGGAGAUACCUCAGCUAUGCCUUCAUGCACGCAGGGAUAGAACACCUGGGUCUGAACAUGGCCAUGCAGCUGCUGGUGGGAGUCCCUCUUGAGAUGGUCCAUGGAGCACUGAGGAUAGGACUGGUCUACGUGUGUGGCGUACUGGCAGGCUCCCUGGCCGUGUCUGUCACUGAUAUGACUGCUCCGGUGGUGGGGUCGUCUGGAGGAGUCUACGCCCUGGUCUCAGCACACCUGGCCAACGUCGUCAUGAACUGGUCGGGUAUGAAAUGUCAGUUUAAGCUGUUCCGGAUGGCCAUGGCUCUGGUCUGCAUGAGUGUGGAGUUCGGCCGUGCCGUGUGGCUGCGGUUCUACCCGCCGGCCUUCCCGCCCUGCCCCAACCCCAGCUUUGUGGCCCACCUGGGGGGUGUGAUGGUGGGGCUCACCCUGGGGGUUGUAGUCCUCCAGAACUACGAGCAGCGUCUCCAAGAGCAGUCUCUCUUCUGGAUCUUCUUCUCCGUCUACUUCCUCUUUGUCCUCUGUGCUGUCUUCUGGAACGUCUUCGCCUACAGCCUGCUGGACGUCCGGCUCCCCCCCACGCCGUGACCCCCC
Oncorhynchus nerka (sockeye salmon) is the source of this 2576-nucleotide messenger RNA. Its product is annotated as rhomboid-related protein 3-like. Lineage: Eukaryota; Metazoa; Chordata; Actinopteri; Salmoniformes; Salmonidae. Gene Ontology annotation, cellular component: membrane. The transcript has 9 exons. The record is from RefSeq and is a predicted model, not a curated record. Gene Ontology annotation, molecular function: serine-type endopeptidase activity; calcium ion binding. The coding region runs from base 1344 to 2570 and encodes 408 amino acids.